GGAGGGAGGAAGGAGACUGAUAUCUCACGCUUCACCGCCUCCGCCCUCAAACAACCCGCAUCUCAUGAUAAUUUUCUUCUUUUGAAAGACCAAGCGACAUAGUUUUGCUAAGAUGAUGUAUCAUUGAAGUCUGAAACUGAAAUAAUUUAUGCAGCUCUUCAUAAAUGCUCUUAAAAGAGGAACGUCAAGUCAACACCCUUUAAUAGAGACAUGAGAAAAAAAUGAAGCCACCUGCUGUAACAAUAGUUUUCGUCAUGAUGCUGACGUUCCAAGGAAUUUUGGCCCAUACGGAACCCUGCAACUUCAACCCCCUCUGCACCUGCACACAUCGUGACGUCAGCUGCAUAGGCGUCCCCUUCGCACAAGUCCCCACACUACCCCUUGAUGACGUCUUCCAAUUCACUCUACUGAAAUCCGGUGUAGAAACCUUACAGGACAAAUCAUUCCAGAAUACUCGAAUAUCGUCUCUAAGAAUGAUGCAGAAUCAACUGUCUCAUAUUCACCCGAAGGCUUUCCAAGGGAGUGAAUUAGCUUUGACUACUGUGGAUCUCAGUUUCAACAGAUUGCACAGAUUACCCCAAGAGGCUCUUCAGAGGUUGAGGCAUCUGCAGUGGUUAAGCCUACAUUCCAAUGACAUCGAUGAUUGGCCAAGCUUACCCUCGAAGCCAAACUUGCGCAGUGUUUUUCUUGGAGACAAUCGCAUUUCACUCCUCAUAGAUGGCGCCUUCUCCAACCUACACAACCUGACGUCACUGGAUCUCGACCAGAAUUGCCUAACUGACGUCAAAAAUCACCCUUUUCCCUCCUCUCUCCAGACACUCUCCCUCUCCAACAAUCUUCUGAAGCGUGUGCCAUCUGAAGCACUCCACAAUCUGCGAAACCUCACUUGGCUUCAGUUGAAUGGUAACUUAAUAGAAGACCUCCCCAAACCGUUUAUUCUACCAGUGAGACACCUCACGAAACUGGAUCUCAGCCACAACCUCAUCAGAAUUCUCUCCGCAUCUUUACUGAACCACACAGAAGUCGCCAUCACGAACCUCCACCUCGAAUUCAACUACAUAAAGACUCUAAACGGGGCCACGUUUAAGGGUUUCGUUGUCGAGAGGCUCUCCCUGUCCAACAACAGACUCAGAACCAUUCCAGACGGCUCAUUCGAAGGGCUUCAAGACACCCUCAAAGCCCUUGAUCUGAGCCACAACCUCCUGGAGACAUUUCCAAAAGCCUUAAAAGAUCUGACCGCCUUGAGUCAUCUCUACCUUCGGGGCAAUUCCAUCAAAGACCUAGAUCCUUACGACUUAAACGGCUGCCGUUAUGACUUAGACAUUCUCGAUAUCUCUGGGAAUAGAUUCAGAAAAGUGCCGCGAGAGGCGCUGCAUGCCACCCAGAGGAUAUCACGCAUCAGUCUUCAAGAUAAUUCCAUUUCAUCCAUAUCCGCUGCAGACUUCAACGUAUGGGGCCAAUCUUUAACAGCUCUGAAUCUGGCUAACAAUGAACUCACUAGCAUAGCGCCAGAUACUUUUUCCGGGACAACGAAACUCAGAGAACUUAGACUCUCUUACAAUAAUUUGGUGUCCUACGAUCCCAGUACGUUCAAACCGAUCAGAUCGACUCUUGAAAUUUUGGAAUUGGGUAACUUCAACCUUCCCACUCUGGAAGUCCUUGAAGGAAUGGAAAAAGUUAAAUGGUUGCAGGUAGACUACAACAAGUUGAACGCGCUUUCGACGUCGACUUUUGAAGGAAUGCCUUCCCUCAUUCAUAUCGACUUGGAAGGAAAUAAACUGCAAUCUUUACCUUCAGGACUCUUCAGAAAUAAAGUUCACACGCGACUCAACAGUGUCGUUUUAGCUAAUAACGAAAUAGAAGUGAUAGAAAACGGCACUUUCUACAAACUGCCUUUUCUGACGAACGUUGUUUAUUACGGUAACAGGCUUACCACGAUUAAAUCUUUCGCUUUCAGCGAGAUGCCGAUUCUAAACACCGUGAUUCUCGCCAGGAACAGAAUCUCCAGCAUCGAAAAAGCGGCUUUUUCGAACCUGAAAAGCGUCACGAAUAUAUUCCUCCAGGACAACAACCUCACGGAGUUCUCGUUCGUCGGAUUCCACAAAGUGGGCGAGUCCAAAAACCACGUGUUCCUCGACCUGUCUUACAACCGAAUCGAACACCUGCUGAAAGUGCCGGACUUUAAAGAGAGCGAGAGGUACAUCAAUGUGCGCAGUUUAGACCUUAGCCAUAAUCUGAUAUCAAAAAUAGACGGUAGCUUCCUUAAACCUGUGGGCAAAACCUUGCAUUCCUUGACCUUGUCCUACAACCGGAUAAGUUUCCUCGACACUUCCAUCUUCCAACAUGCACCCAACCUGCAGGUGCUGCACCUGGACGGAAAUCUGCUGUCCAACUUGCCAAACGGCGUCUUCCAAAAUUGCCUUAUGCUGCAGAUCAUCAACAUCGGUCGGAACAACAUGUCGACGGUGUUUAGCGGUGCUUUCCGAAAUCUUAGCUCACUUCGCAUCUUGGACCUUAGCCAGAACAACAUCAAAACACUACCAGAGGACGUUUUCAUAGGCACCAGUCUGGAGCGGUUGAAUUUAUCCAGCAACGACAUAUACUACGCCCCGACUGAGAGCCUGGCCCACACGCGAGCCACCCUGAGAUAUCUCGACCUGUCCGGUAACCGGAUAUCCAGCAUUCCAACCAGCGGGAUCAACCAUCUCCACAAUCUGCUGAGCCUGAAUUUGUCGGGUAAUCACCUGUCGAGCUUACCGGAGGACGCUUUCUCUAAGUUAGUGUAUUUGUUGUACCUAGACCUGUCCCACAACUCGCUGUGGAAGUUCAGCGACGAACCUUUCAAAGCUCUGGUGUCCCUGCAAACCCUCAACCUAUCUGAAAACAAUAUUCCCAACGUGCCGAAUUUUCCGCUGCCCUCUCUGCGCGUCUUGGACUUGUCUCAUAAUGUCAUAUGCAACGUGUCUGACUUGUCGUUGUCGAGUGUGACGGAGUUGAGGCAGCUGGAUCUGUCUCACAAUUAUCUGGCCGAAGUUCCGGUGCACGUGUGGCCCUCUAUUGUCAGACUUAUCAAAUUGAAUUUGUCUUACAAUCCAAUCCGUGCUCUGACCACGAACAGCUUCAGAAAAUUGGAGAAGCUGAGAGAAUUGGAUGUCCGAGGUCUUGAUCUCACUUUCAUGGAUUCCAGAAUACUACACCACUUAAAGUUCCUGACCUCCUUCAAGACGAGCACCUACGCGGGAUUAAGAUCUAUCCGUCUCCAGAAUCUCCUCUCCAAAUCUUGCAGCCUCCGACGAGUUCUGAUAGACGUUGAAGAGACCAGUCUCUCUCACCAACUGCAGUUCGCUUUUGGUACUAAAUUACGGGAACUCACAGUAACGGGUAGGAACCUCCAGUACGUGUUACCCGAUGCAUUCCAAGGGUUGGAGACCCACGAACUGAUACUGCGCAUAACAGGUACGAGUAUCAGUCGCCUGCCCAACAAUCUGCUCAAGUAUCUUGCAGACAUUCGAUAUUUGACAUUAGACAUCAGAGGAAAUUAUUUGACCAGCAUGGAGGAUAGGGUUCUGAGUCCAGCCAGCAGAGUUAAAUCUGAGGGAUACACGACACAGCAUAUUUCUGGUAAGUGAAGUUCAUGUUUGAUUUUCAAACCUAUCGAAAGCAAGAAAUUUCCUUUUCAAUGUUCAAACCUAUCGAAAGCAAGAAAUUUCCUUUUCAAUGUUCAAACC
Messenger RNA from Parasteatoda tepidariorum (common house spider), 3728 nucleotides. The record is from RefSeq and is a predicted model, not a curated record. Lineage: Eukaryota; Metazoa; Arthropoda; Arachnida; Araneae; Theridiidae.